AUGUCGUCUGGGUUUCUAGGUAUUUAUGUCUCACUUUACGACUACGAGGCACAAAACGACGAAGAAUUGACCAUCCAGCAGGAUGACUUACUCUAUGUAUUGGAGAAAUCAAAGGUGGACGAUUGGUGGAAGGUCAAAAAGAGGGUUGUUGAUGCCGAUGUCGAAGAACCUCAAGGACUCAUUCCUUGCACUUAUAUUGAACCUGCAAAAGUUAAAUCACGUGCUACAGCCUUGUACGAUUACGAUAAGCAAACCGAGGAAGAGCUUUCCUUUCCUGAGGGUACGACUUUCGAUGUUUAUGAUACUUCGGACUCGAACUGGACUUUAGUUGGCAUCGACAAUCAGCAAUUUGGCUUCAUUCCUGCUAAUUAUAUUGAAUUGAAUGAAGGUAAUUCUCAGUCUCUACCUCAAGUAGGCUCGUCCGAUUAUAGAUCUAAGUCAGCACUGGCCAUGUUCCCACCUCCUCCAAAGAGGAUUGUUCCUCCCAAAGAGUCAGAGAAGCGUGAUGAUUCACAGGAUCAGUCUCAACAAGCGCAGAAUACUUCACGGACUUCUCAGUCCCUUGACUCUGAAGAAGAGGAUGGCCCUCGUAUGCUUUCUAGACCUUCAACGUCCACUAAUGACAGACUACCUGCCACACCAGCAUUGGCGGAUGAACAACAAAAUGAGGAGGAAGAUGCCCCACCGAUGCCUGCAAGGCCAAAGUCUUCCAAAGAGAGAGAUUCAUCAAACCCCGAUGAGUUCUUCAAAGAUAACUUCUUUACAUGGAAGGUUUACGAGAUAGAUGGUAAGCGUAAAAGAAAGGCCAUGCUAGAAAUCGGUGAUUCGCAGAUUUUUAUCACCCCUGAAGGUUCUUCGAAGCCUCGGGACUGGACUAUUAGAGAUCUUACCAACUACAAUAGUGAGAAAAAGCAUGUUUUCCUCGAGUUCAAGAAUCCCAUUGCUUCGUACGAGUUCCAUGCUGGUAAUAAAGAUUCUGCAGAUGCCAUCAUUUCUGUUCUUGCCGAUAUGAAAGGUCUCACCUCGUUGUCGGCACUAAAAGAUAUAGAGGAGGCUUCUAAACCCUCAAAUAGACCACAGGGUAAGCUUCUGUAUGAUUUCGAUGCUGCUUCCCCCGAUGAACUUACAUGUUAUGAAGGAGAUGUUGUUUACAUUGUUAAUGACAAGAGAUCCAAAGAGUGGUGGAUGGUCGAGAAUGUGGCUACCGGUAAGAAGGGGGUUGUUCCAUCCAAUUAUAUCAAAAUCGUUGGGGGCAAAGAUGGUAGCUCUUGGAGAAAUAUAUUCAAGCGCAACAGUUCUCAGGUAUCUACCGGCACCAAGAAAGGUGGUAAAAAGAAGUCUAGAGCUGAACGUGAACAAGAUUUGGAACUGCAAAGACAGAGAGAAAAGGGGGAGAUUGCUCGACGUAGAGAAAAGGAGGAUCUUGCACGCGAGCGUGAGGAGUUGGAGAGACAGCGUCGUCGCCAAGAGAGAAAAGAAAGAGAUUUACGCGACUUUGAAGAGAGAGAACGAGUGAGACGUGCAGAUCAAAAAACUCGUGAGAAAAAGAUGAAGCAGAAGCAGAAAUCAUCCGAAAAGGAUAUCUCCAAGCCGAAUCCACAUAGAGUGCGGACAUGGAUUGAUAGAAGUGGAGCGUUCAAAGUUGAAGCUGGAUUUCUCGGUGUUGAAGACGGCAAGAUCCAUCUUCAUAAGCUUAAUGGCGUGAAGAUCGCCGUGGCUGCGCAAAAAUUGUCUGUAGAAGACUUGGAGUAUGUCGAGAGACUCACUGGAGUGUCUUUGGACAACUAUAAACUGGGACAGACGAAGAAGACGCACUCCAAGGAGAGAGAUAGCCCGGAGGGUACAGCGCAGAUUUCAGCGUCUUCCGCUGGUGCUGUUGCAUCCAACGGACCGCUAUCUGACACAUUUAACGAGAAAUCGUAUGAGUAUUGGUUUGACUUUUUCCUUGGCUGUGGAGCUGAUCCCAACAUGUGUGAGAGGUAUGCCAGAACGUUUGCGCGUGAACAGAUGGAUGAGACUGUUCUUGAGGAUAUUAGUGCUUCGUUGUUGAGAUCGCUGGGACUUAAGGAAGGAGAUGUCUUGAAGGUUAUGAAGUAUUUGGACAAUAAGUUUCGCCGGAACAAGCCAGAAGAGGCUCAUCCUUCCAAUGGAGGUCUCUUCAAUGGUGCGGAUGGUUCGCUUAAGAAUAACAAGGCAGCCGCACUGUCCGUUGCAUCGCCACCGGGGGGUUCUGACAAGUUCGAGGACGAUGCAUGGGCUAUCAGGCCGGCUUCUAAGGCCCAAGAGGACAAGGUGAAGCCCCAAUUCACUGGUUCCAUUCAGGAUCUUGUUGAUAUCAAACCUAUGGAGCCUACAAAGAAAGCGGAGCCAAGGAGUACGCCACUUCCUGUGAAACCUGUAACACCGACUACGACGGGUCCCAUGAUGAAUUCGUCUUUUGCUCCAUCCCAAAUGACUGGAUCGAUGUCGAUGUCGAAUCAGGCUACUGGUGCUAUGAUGCCCAUGCCUACCGGCUUUGUUCCCAUCUCCAUGCUUCCAAUGCUUACGGGACAGACUACAGGAUACAUUCCUUUGCAGCCAACGGGUGUGACUAUGCCUCUAACCACGUUUGGUGGUCAGGCUCCAAUGGUUCAACCUUUUACUUCUUUUGGUCAACAGAUAACUGGAGGUCCGACCAUGAUGCUACCUCUAUCUACAAAUGCACAACUCAUGCCGACCACUACAUUUAGUACCCAGUCUACCGGGGGUCUCGUCCAAUUACAGUCUACUGGUGUGAGAAUUCAAAAGACUGGACCUACCAUACCAAGCCAGUUGGUUCCGGCUGCUACUGCUGUCACAUCAUUCCCUGCCAUGCAGCCUACGCAUACAGGUUUCCAACCUACCCAACAAAUGUACACGGGUAUGCAGUCUCCGCCUGCCCAACAAAUGUACACAGGUAUGCCUUCAGCUCAACCUACACAGCAAAUGUAUACGGGUGCUCCCCCAUCACAGCCCAUGUACACAGGUUUUCAAGCGCCAGUUCAGCAGCUGUACAGUAGUAAUGCUCAACCCGGCAUCCAACCUGGCAUACAGCAGACGUCUCUGCCACCUAUUACAUUUGGGACUUCUGCCACGGCUCAACCUCUAACCUCAUUUGGUGUUCCCCAAUUGACUGGUAUGAUGGCGAACACCUCUUUAAAUGGUCAAUCACAACCUCAGCAACAGCAGACCCUGAUGUCCCAGCCCACAGGCAUGGGAUUCGGUAAUGGACCUGAUUUACGAUCACAGCCAACGGGUCAUCAGGCUAAUCUCGCCAAUGCUACCCCAGACAAUCCCUUUGGGUUUUAG
Messenger RNA from Brettanomyces nanus, 3327 nucleotides. RefSeq lists its product as uncharacterized. The transcript has a single exon. Lineage: Eukaryota; Fungi; Ascomycota; Pichiomycetes; Pichiales; Pichiaceae. The record is from RefSeq and is a predicted model, not a curated record. The coding region runs from base 1 to 3327 and encodes 1108 amino acids. Gene Ontology annotation, molecular function: protein-macromolecule adaptor activity; ubiquitin binding; cytoskeletal protein binding.